GGUACUAUCUUAAACUAGUCACUAAUAUUUUAUGCUGCCCGCAAAGUUCACUUUCGGCGGUCUUAAAGAUUCCUUUUUUUUUUUUUUUAAAUUUUUUCAAUGCCCAUGUUCCUCACGCCAAACUGGAGAAAUUUGAUUAAUUUCUAAGAAACCUAUCAGCGUCAUUGACAUUAAAAACUGUUCAUUUACUCAUAUUCCAAUAAUCUUUCAUCAAAUCCAGCUCAACCCAAAUAUGUUUUCCUCUAAAUCUUCUGCUGCUGCUGAUAUGAUCAAAGCAAGGACAUACCAUGUUUUCCUUAGCUUCAGAGGCAGGGAUACUCGUGAUGGUUUCGUGAGUCAUCUGUAUAAAGAUUUGUGUCGAAAGAAUAUCCAAACUUUUAUAGACGAUGAGGAGCUUCGAAAAGGAGAUGAAAUUUCAGGGGCACUGUUGACGGCCAUUCAAGCAUCCAGGGUUUCAGUCAUUGUUUUCUCCAAAGACUACGCUUCUUCCAAAUGGUGCUUGGCUGAGCUGGUCAAGAUCAUGGACUGCAACAAAUGGGUUGUUCCUGUAUUUUACGGUGUGGACCCAAGAGAUGUACGUAACCAAACAGGGAGUUUUGCAGAUGCAUUUGCAAAGCAUGAAGAAAAUUUCAAGCAUGAGCCAGAAAAGGUGAAAACCUGGAGAAGUGCUUUGACUGCAGCUGGCAAAUUAUCCGGUUGGGAUUCACAAGUCACUCGGCCUGACUCAACUCUGGUAGAUAAAAUUAUCGAAGAUAUAGUGAAGAAAUUGAAUUGUGGAACCUCAAGCGCUAAUUUAAAGGGUUUAGUUGGAAUUAAAAGGCGGAUGCAGGAAGUUUUGUCAUUAUUUCAGGACGGAUUCCCAGAUUUUCGAAUGCUAGGCAUUUGGGGUAUGGGAGGUAUAGGCAAAACUACACUUGCCGACGCCAUUUAUCACCAUGUUUCAAAUGGUUUCCAAAGAUGCUGCUUUCUUGCAAACGUGAGAGAACAUGAUGAACAAAGAGAAUUAUUAAAAUUGCGUACGGAAUUUCUUUCAACUAUAUUAGAAGAUGAAAAUUUAUAUAUCUCAACGCCAACAACCGGAUCAGGCUUUAUUAAGGACAGGCUUUCCAAGAAGAAGGUUCUGAUAGUUUGUGAUGACGUGUCAAAGUUAAGCCAACUUGAGUUUUUAUUUGGAGGAAUCGAUCAGUUUGGCCCUGGAAGUCGAGUCAUUGUUACCACUAGAAAUAAACAAGUGCUUAUCCAGGGUGGCAUGGAUCUGGAUCUCAUUUAUGAAGUGAAGAAAUUAAAUUCUUAUGAAUCUGUUCAGCUCUUUUGUCAACGUGCCUUCAAAAGUUAUAAUCCUAUAGAAUAUCAGUUGAAGCUAUCAGAGAUGGUUUUAAGUGUUGCUGAUGGAAACCCUUUAGCUAUUACACUUAUAGGAUCCUCUCUGUGUGGCAAGACCAGAAGCUACCGGGAAAGUGAAGUAAAGAAAUUAAAUAAAGUUCCUAAACAGGGCAUUCAAGAAGUGUUGAAAUGGAGUUUUGAUGGACUAGAUUGUGAAGAGAAAGAAAUGUUUCUUGACAUUGCUUGUUUCUUUAAAGGGAAGGACCGAGACUAUGUAACAAGUUUUAUGGAUGCUUGUUAUGUCUCUGCACAUUCGGGGAUUGAGAACCUCAUUGAUAAAUCUCUUAUAUCUGUUUCAGAAAAUCAGAUAGCAAUGCAUGAUUUAUUGCAACAGAUGGGUUGGAAUAUUGUACACGAUGAAUCACCUUUAAAGCCUGAAAAACGCAGUAGGCUGUGGAUUCCUGAGGACAGCUAUGAUGUGCUCUCAAAAAACAAUGGAACGGGAAGGCUCACAGGCAUUGUACUUAAUAUGUCCAAACUUCCAAAGUUGGAAUUGGAACUGACAGCCUUGAUGAAGAUGCGAAAGCUUAGAUUUCUCAAAUUCUAUCAUUCUUGUGGAAGAAUCUUACUUUCUAAAGGGCUUCUAUCAUUUCCUGAGGAGCUAAGGUACCUUUUCUGGGAGGGAUACCCUUUGAGAUCUUUGCCCACCAAGUUUGAUCUAAGGUACCUAGUUGAACUUGAUAUGAGCAAGAGCCAUCUUGAACAACUCUGGGAGGGAAAACAGGAUUUAGUAAAUUUGAAGGUUAUCACACUCAGAUAUUCCUGGAACCUUGUAAGAAUCCCGGACCUCUCAAAUGCCAGAAAUCUUGAAGUGAUAAACCUUUCCGGGUGUUCUAACUUGCGUGAGCUUCCUUCAUCCCUUCAACAUCUUGAGAAGCUAACUAUUUUGUAUUUCUGCGAUUGCGAAAAUCUUAGAUCUCUGCCUAGCUUUUACAAAGCCACAGCCCUCACCAACCUUCAUCUUAGUGGCUGCUCAAAUCUGUGUUGUUUUCCAGAAAUCAUGGGCACCAUGGAGGAACUAUAUGAACUUGAUUUAAGCGAAACGGCUUUGAAAGAAUUACCAUCCUCAAUUGGCAAUCUUACUGGUCUUUACUAUUGGAGAAUGGCCAACUGUAAAAACCUUGUUUGCCUUCCUGAUAGCUUUUAUAAAUUGAAAUCUCUUAAGACAUUCGAUCUUGAAGGUUGCUCGAGAUUGGAGAUUUUCCCAGAAGUCAUGGACACCAUGAAGGAACUGUAUGAACUUGAUUUAAGUGGAACAGCUUUGAAGGAAUUAUCAUCCUCAUUUGGAAAUCUUAUUGGUCUUAAGAAAUUGAGACUUAAAAACUGUGAAAACCUUGUCUGCCUUCCUGACAACUUUUAUAAAUUGAAAUCUCUUAAGACACUCGAUCUUGAAGGUUGCUCGAGAUUGGAGAUUUUCCCAGAAGUCAUGGACAACAUGGAGGAACUGGAUGAACUUGAUUUAAGAGGAACGGCUUUGAAGGAAUUACCAUUCUCAAUUGGCAAUCUUAUUGGUAUUAAGUAUUUGAGAAUGAAAAACUGUAAAAACCUUGUUUGCCUUCCUGACAGUUUUUAUAAAUUAAAAUCUCUUAAGACAUUCGAUCUUGAAGGUUGCUCGAGAUUAGAGAUUUUCCCAGAAGUCAUGGACACCAUGGAGGAACUGUAUGAACUUAGUUUAAGUGGAACGGCUUUGAAGGAAUUACCACUCUCAAUUGGCAAUCUUAUUGGUCUUGAGUAUUUGGUAAUGAAAAACUGUAAAAACCUUGUUUGCCUUCCUGAUAGUUUUUAUAAAUUGAAAUCUCUUAAGACAUUCAAUCUUGAAGGUUGCUUGAGAUUGGAGAUUUUCCCAGAAGUCAUGGACACCAUGAAGAGGUUGACGGGUCUUGGUUUAAGCUAUACGGCUUUGAAGGAAUUACCAUCCUCAAUUGGCAAUCUUAUUGGUCUUAAGGUUUUGAGAAUGCAAUACUGUAGAAACCUUGUUUGCCUUCCUGACAGCUUUUAUAAAUUGAAAGCUCUUAAGACAUUCAAUCUUGAAGGUUGCUCGAGAUUGGAGAUUUUCCCAGAAGUCAUGGACACUAUGAAGGAACUGUAUGAACUUGAUUUAAGCAGAACGGCUUUGAAGGAAUUACCAUCCUCAGUUGGCAAUCUUAUUGGUAUUAAGUAUUUGAGAAUGGAAAAUUGUAAAAACCUUGUUUGCCUUCCUGACAGCUUUUAUAAAUUGAAAGCUCUUAAGACAUUUGAUCUUGAAGGUUGUUCGAGAUUAGAGAUUUUCCCAGAAGUCAUGGACACUAUGAAGGAACUGUAUGAACUUGAUUUAAGCAGAACGGCUUUGAAGGAAUUACCAUCCUCAGUUGGCAAUCUUAUUGGUCUUAAGUAUUUGAGAAUGGAAAAUUGUAAAAACCUUGUUUGCCUUCCUGACAGCUUUUAUAAAUUGAAAUCUCUUAAGAGUUUAUAUCUUCAAGGUUGCUCGAGAUUGGAGAUUUUCCCAGAAGUCAUGGACACCAUGGAGGGACUGUAUAAACUUGAUUUAAGCGGAACAGCUUUGAAGGAAUUACCAUCCUCAAUUGAUAAUCUUAUUGGUCUUCAAUAUUUGAGCUUGAAGGACUGUAACAACCUUGUUUGCCUUCCUGACAGCUUUUAUAAAUUGAAAUCUCUUCUGAUAUUCAAUCUUGAAGGUUGCUUGAGAUUGGAGAUUUUUCGAGAAGUCAUGGACAUCGUGGAGAGGUUGAAGUUGCUUGAUUUAAACGGAACGGCUUUGAAGGAAUUACCAUCCUCAAUUGACAAUCUUAUUGGUCUUAAGCAUUUGGAAAUGAAAAACUGUAAAAACCUUGUUUGCCUUCCUGACAGCUUUUAUAAGUUGAAAUCUCUUGAGGGAUUCUAUCUUAAAGGUUGCUCGAGAUUGGAGAUUUUUCCAGAAGUCAUGGACACCAUGGAGAGGUUGACGGUUCUUGGUUUAAGUGGAACAGCUUUGAAAGAAUUACCAUCCUCAAUUGGCAAUCUUAUUGGUCUUAAAUAUUUGAGAAUGAAAAAUUGUAAAAACCUUGUUUGCCUUCCUGACAGCUUUUAUAAAUUGAAAUCUCUUAAGACAUUUGAUCUUGAAGGUUGCUCGAGACUGGAGAUUUUUCCAGAAGUCAUGGACACCAUGGAGGAACUGUAUGAACUUGAUUUAAGUAGAACGGCUUUGAAGGGAUUACCAUCCUCAAUUGGCAAUCUUAUUGGUCUUAAGGGUUUGAGAUUGAAAAACUGUAAAAGCCUUAUUUGCAUUCCUGACAGCUUUUAUAAAUUGAAAUCUCUUAAGACAUUCCAUCUUUGUGGUUGCUCGAGAUUGGAGAUUUUCCCAGAAGUCAUGGACACCAUGGAGGAACUGUAUAAACUUGAUUUAAGCGGAACGGCUUUGAAGGAAUUACCAUCCUCAAUUGGCAAUCUUAUUGGUCUUGAGUAUUUGAGAAUGAAAAACUGUAAAAGCCUUGUUUGCCUUCCUGACAGCUUUUAUAAUUUGAAAUCUCUUGAGAUAUUCGAUCUUGAAGGUUGCUCGAGAUUGGAGAUUUUCCCAGAAGUCAUGGACACCAUAGAGGAACUGUAUGAACUUGAUUUAAGCGGAACGGCUUUGAAGGAAUUACCAUCCUCAAUUGACAAUCUUAUUGGUCUUCAGUAUUUGAGAAUGAAAAACUGUAACAACCUUGUUUGCCUUCCUGACAGCUUUUAUAAAUUGAAAUCUCUUAAGACAUUCGAUCUUGAAGGUUGCUCGAGAUUGGAGAUUUUCCCAGAAGUCAUGGACACCAUGGAGGAACUGUAUAAACUUGAUUUAAGCGGAACACCUUUGAAGGAAUUACCAUCCUCAAUUGACAAUCUUAUUGGUCUUAAGAAAUUGAGACUUAAAAAUUGUGAAAAACUUGUCUGCCUUCCUGACAGCUUUUAUAAAUUGAAAUCUCUUAAGACGUUCGAUCUUGAAGGUUGUUCGAGAUUGGAGAUUUUCUUAGAAAUCAUGGACACCAUGGAGAGGUUGACGGUUCUUGAUUUAAGUGAAGCGGCUUUGAAGGAAUUACCAUCCUCAAUUGACAACCUUAUUGGUAUUAAGUAUUUGAGAAUGAAAAACUGUAAAAAUCUUGUUUGCCUUCCUGACAGCUUUUAUAAAUUGAAAUCUCUUAAGAGGUUCGAUCUUGAAGGUAGCUUGAGAUUGGAGAUUUUCCCAGAAGUCAUGGACACUAUGGAGGAACUGUAUGAACUUGAUUUAAGCGGAACAGCUUUGAAGGAAUUACCAUCCUCAAUUGACAAUCUUAUUGGUCUUCAGUAUUUGAGAAUGAAAAAUUGUAACAACCUUGUUUGCCUUCCUGACAGCUUUUAUAAAUUGAAAUCUCUUAAGACAUUCGAUCUUGAAGGUUGCUCGAGAUUGGAGAUUUUCCCAGAAGUCAUGGACACUAUGGAGGAACUGUAUGAACUCGAUUUAAGAGGAACCGCUUUGAAGGAAUUACCAUCCUCAAUUGACAAUCUUAUUGGUCUUCAGUAUUUGAGCUUGAAGGACUGUGAAAACCUUGUUUGCCUUCCUGACAGUUUUUAUAAAUUGAAAUCUCUUGAGACAUUCGAUCUUGAAGGUUGCUCGAGAUUGGAGAUUUUCCCAGAAGUCAUGGACACCAUGGAAGAACUGUAUGAACUUGAUUUAAGUAGAACGGCUUUGAAGGAAUUACCAUCAUCAGUUGGCAAUCUUAUUGGUCUUGAGUAUUUGAGAAUGAAAAACUGUAAAAACCUUGUUUGCCUUCCUGAUAGCUUUUAUAAAUUGAAAUCUCUUAAGACAUUCGAUCUUGAAGGUUGCUCGAGAUUGGAGAUUUUCCCAGAAAUCAUGGACACCAUGGAGGAACUGUAUGAACUUGAUUUAAGCAGAACGAGUUUGAAGGAAUUACCAUCCUCAAUUGGCAAUCUUAUUGGUCUUAAGGGUUUGAGAUUGAAAUACUGUGAAAACUUUAUUUGCCUUCCUGACAACCUUUAUAAAUUGAAAUCUCUUAUGACAUUCCAUCUUUGUGGUUGCUCGAGAUUGGAGAUUUUCCCAGAAGUUAUGGACACCAUGGGGGAACUGUAUGACCUUGAUUUAAGCGGAACGGCAUUGAAGGAAUUACCAUCCUCAAUUGGCAAUCUUAUUGGUCUUAAGUAUUUGAGAAUGAAAAACUGUAAAAACCUUGUUUGCCUUCGUGACGGUUUUUAUAAAUUGAAAUCUCUUAAGACAUUCAAUCUUGAAGGUUGCUCGAGAUUGGAGAUUUUCCCAGAAGUCAUGAACACCAUGGAGGAACUGUAUGAACUUGAUUUAAGCGGAACGGCUUUGAAGGAAUUACCGUCCUCAAUUGACAAUCUUAUUGGUCUUAAGGAAUUGAGAUUUAAAAACUGUGAAAACAUUGUCUGCCUUCCUGACAGCUUUUAUAAAUUUAAAUCUCUUUUAUGUCUUAGUCUUUGUGGUUGUUCAAAUCUAGUCGUAAAAAACUUGUUUACUUCGGUUGGAGGCAGACCAGUGAAUCAGAAAGAUCUCCAUGGGUUAUCCUCUUUGAAGAAGUUAGAUUUAUCUAAAAGCAAUCUUGAGAACUUCCCCACAACCAUCAAACAAUUUCCUUGCUUGGAAGAGUUAAUCAUGAGGAAAUGCAAGAGACUGAAAUCACUACCAGAGCUUCCACCAAGCCUGGUAUAUUUAGAUGCAGAUGACUGUACUUCAUUAGAGGAUGUCUCAAGCAUUAAGAAGCAUUUUGAGCAAGCACUGUUUUGUGAGGAUGGAUCGAAUCGAUGGUUGAAGUUGAUAUUUACCAAUUGCUUCCAACUGAAUGAGAACUGUACGGAGAAUGAUACUUCAGUGGAGGAAGUUUCAAGCAUUAAGAAGCUUUUGAAGCAAGCAGUGUUUUGUAAAUCCUUGGGUUGGCUAUUUACCAACUGCUUCCAACUGGAUCAGAAAGCUGUAAGCAGUGCUGAAACACCAAAGUUGGAGAUGCCAUUUGAGCAAUUGGUCACUGUACUAAAAGAUUAUCAUCAGGCACGCCCAGAAAGCAAAAAAGGAACUAGGAUUGUAACAUGCGUCCCUGGAAGUGAAAUCCCGGAAUGGUUUGAUUUCAAAAGCUUAGGAUCUUCCAUAAACAUCCAAUUGCCUUCAGAGUGGUGUUCUAAUAAUAGCAGGAUAAACUUUCCAUGUUUCGUUGCUUCCGUUGUUGUUUCAUUCCCAGACUCUUAUAAUGGUAAGGAAUUGGGCAUUAGAUGUAAAUGUCAUCUGAAAUCCUGUAAUGACGACUCUCAUUACCUGAGUUGUUAUGCCUCCAUUGGGUUUAAAAGCGGAUUGUCAGAUAAAUUGUUAGAUCACUUGUUCCUCUUAUAUGGUGGUGAAGAAGUUAGGGGGUUUGUUAAAAGUGAGGCAUCAAACGAGCGUUUUUACAAUGAGGCUUCCUUUAGUUUCUACCUUGAUGAUGGGGAGACUCUUCAUAAGUGGAUUUGGUCCGAAUGCAAGGUAAAACAGUGCGGGGUUCAUCUAUUGUUUGCAAAUUAACGCUUCGUUUGGUUCAAUGCAAUGGCAAAGCCAUUACAGGACGGUUCCAAUUUCCACAGUAAAGCAGAGGUUUGGUUCGUUGGAAUGCUUAAAAUGCCAAAUGGCGAUUACAGCUUCAUUGCGAAAAUCGUUGAAUAGCCAUUCAGGGGAGGAGGUGCCGAAUUGGCUAUUCCAACCUUUCCACCGAAUGACCUUCUUUUCCCUUCCAAAAACACCCUCAGACUGUAAUUUCUCAACGGUUUCACUUUUUAUUUUUCCUUAGCCAUCAACAAUCUCACGCUCAAAUCAACCUGAAAGGAAGCAAAUCAACUUGAAGGCCAAAGACCCACACUUAGUUUACCACUCCUAAGCGAUUCCAACCUAUCACUGGAAUCGCCUGGUGCUCAGUAAGGCCCUGCUUGUUUUGAUGAACUCCCUAUGUUAAAUGCUCACAAAAGCUGGGUGAACAACCACUGGGCAUUUCCAGAGUUGUCGAGAACGGAUACAAUAUGGCAAGACAAAGUCAGAUUGUAUCGCCAAAAAUGAUGGAAACUUUGUUCCCAGAAAAAAGAAGAAGCAAGAAGAAAAAGGUAGUCAUCCUUUGGUAUUUGAGGUUCUCAGCAAAGAGAGACUUCGCAGUCUUUACAACUGUAAGAGAGGCAGAUAUCAUAAAUGACAACUCUUACAAAGCAAAUACCCUUUACUGGAUUGAUACUGGCGGGUGUAUUACUAACAAUGUUGAUACUGUGGUUACGUUACAGGCAAACCAACGAACUCAAAUUGACCAUGCUCGAUGCGAUAAUGAAGUCAAUCCAGAGAGUUCAGUUCAGGCUGCCUAUUGUGAGGGAACAAAAGGUGGCGGUAACGAUUUUGUCAAGUGCUGCUACAACAAACGCAGGAGGAUAUCUGUGAAUAGGAGGUAAGGAUACCCACAGAUUCUGCCAUCAGAUGGGAGUUGUGCCAUGGUGAAACCGAAAUGGUGUUUUUCUUUUUUUGGAUGCUAUCAACUCAUGAACACAGCUGCAGGGCAUCUGAGUUUUCUUCAUGGAUGUGUAAAUUUCUUGCACAGAACAUCUCAAAAUCAGAUAAGUUGUGUUUAUAUCAAGUAUAAACUUGGGAAAUUAUACCUUAUAGGAUGAAGGAUGCAGAUCUCAUAUUGAUUACCCUUUUGUCCAUAAAUUCCCUUGUUUCAUGUUCUUUUUGAUGGGUUUGGCAAUUAAGAUAUAUCAUAAGUUCAACUGGAA
This is a messenger RNA of Gossypium arboreum, 9114 nucleotides long. RefSeq names its product disease resistance protein RPV1-like. Gene Ontology annotation, biological process: signal transduction. The transcript has 10 exons. Gene Ontology annotation, molecular function: ADP binding; protein binding. Bases 233 to 7891 code for a protein of 2552 amino acids. The record is from RefSeq and is a predicted model, not a curated record. NCBI's taxonomy places the organism in Eukaryota, Viridiplantae, Streptophyta, Magnoliopsida, Malvales, Malvaceae.